AAAAGCGGUGUCGCAAUGAGGAAAACUUCUGGAAGAUUUUCAGCAAUCGCCCAGAACGGAGUUGGCGAUGACGAGGAGGAAAAGGACGAGGAAGAAGAAGAGGCAGCAGCGCGGCGUACACAAGAGCAGCGUGGGUUGGAGAUGGCAGCAGGAGGCGAGACGAAGCCAAACAGAUGAUGAUGGGGGAGGUGAUGAUGGUGGGGGAGAAGGGACAGGGAGAGGAGCGAUGUUGCCAGUGGGUAAGGUUUACAGCUCCAUGCCAUCACACAGACAACGACAUCAACGACAGCCUGUGCCCUCAGCGGCGUUGCUGAGGUCAACAACGGCACAGCAUGGCCAAGGGCACAGGGAUCAACCACAAGAGCUUCAAAACCAGCAGUAUCGUCGACAGGGAUGGCAGCAGCAGCAGUGCCGGUCAGGAGAGAUGCGACAAUCUGCAGCUUCCAGAAGACACACACAAUCAUGGGAAGAGGCGGAUGCCGUGUUUGAGCUGGCGCUCGUGUUUGGCGAUGCGGCUCAGCUGCAGGCGUGCUUGGACGCAGGCUGUGAUCCAGAUUGCCGGUUUGAUCGCCCCUACUACGAGACUCCGCUAGGCCUCGUUGUGGCUGCAGCGCAGGAUCCGUCAAGCUACCUCCAGUUCCUCAACAUUGACCGUCAUCGCCACGUGUACCAACAAGGCAUGGGGGUAUCGGACUCGCAGCAGAUGGGAAUGAGGAACCUUGCACCAACGGAAGCAGUGGAUUCAAUGACUGCAAUGACAGCAGAAAGGACAACAACAACAACAUCAGCAGCAGCAGCAGCAACAGCAGCAGCAGCAGCAGUAACAGCGGCGGUCACAGCAGCAACACCAACACCAACAGUAACAGCAACAGCAACAGCAUCAGCAACAGGGAGGGUGAGGCCAUGCACAAGGACAACCAAGUCGUCGCAAGCACCGACACCAUCAGCCACACAACGUGGAAUGCCAAGCCAAGAUGACCCAGCACCGAGGCGCCAGCACCUGGAAUGCAUCCGGCUGCUGCUUGCGCGUGGUGCCAAGGUAGACGCCACGUUCACCUCUGUUAACGGCACCAUCACAUGCUUGCAUGAGGCCAUCCUGCAAGACAAUGCAGAUGCUGCGGCGCUGCUGGUGGAUGCAGGCGCCACGCGCAUGGUCAUGCCAGGUUACAGUGCACUUGAGCUUGCUGUCACCAAGGGCGCCACCUCGUGCGAGGAGCUGCUCUUGAAGGACCUGUGCUCGCACCCUCUGCUGCACUUUGAUGCGGCUGCACGUGCCUACGUGGCAUCCCUGCAGCGCGUGCUACGCCACUAUGUCGUGGAGACGGAAGAUGCUGUCUCCGCAUACCGGCUGCUUCGCGCCAAUGUCCCUGUGCCCGCUGCGCCCGCUGCGCCAAGCAUGGCCGGAACAACAACGGCAACAAGGACGAGGGCAAGCACGGCGCCGCCUUCGCGCACGGAUUCACAGCAUGCUUUUGGAGAUGCACUGCACCGCGGGCAUGCUGCCGUGUUUUGCAACCUCUUUGCCAGCUUCGGUUACUUGUGCAGGCACGGCGGUGUGAGGCGGGAACAGCGCGGGCUGCGAAGCGGCUCUUUUCUCGCAGCGCCAGCCACCUCCACUUUUGCGACAGUGCGCACGCCAUCACUGCGGCCCGUGCCAAGCUUGUUCUCCAUGGCGUACGCAGCAGCGCUACACACAGACCAAUUGAAGCUGUUAUCAGACGACCACCGUGACUCGCUCCAUGCUUCCCUCUACUCUGCGGCGUUUCGCUCCCUCGCUCUUGCCAUGCAGACUAACCUCGACACCAAGCGACGUUAUGAUGCGUGAUCGUGUGUGGUGUUGUGUUGUGUUGUGUGAUCAUUUUAUGUGUGUGGUGUUGUGUGUGGUGUUGUGUUGUGUUGU
This is a messenger RNA of Salpingoeca rosetta, 1900 nucleotides long. RefSeq lists its product as uncharacterized. The coding region runs from base 68 to 1825 and encodes 585 amino acids. NCBI's taxonomy places the organism in Eukaryota, Choanoflagellata, Craspedida, Salpingoecidae. The transcript has a single exon. The record is from RefSeq and is a predicted model, not a curated record.